AUGAGUGCUUAUAUACAUAUUCCAUUUUGUUUAAAAAGAUGUUUUUACUGUGCCUUUCCUGUUCAUGUAGUUGGAUAGACAGAAGUAAAUUAAAACUAUUAUAAACAAUGUUUGGAGAAAUAAUAUAUUGGAUAUUUGAUUAAGGAUAUUCAAAAACAUUAUUAAGGAGAACCUUUAAAAACAAUAUAUUUUGGAGGAGGAACACCUUCUCUUCUCUCAUUAGAGAGUUUGCAAGUAUCUAAAAUUUUGAAAAAAGUUAAUAUUGAAUUGCUUUAAGAAAUAAUCAAAUACAGAAAUAACUAUUGAAGCAGAUCCGAAAACAUUCAAUGAAGAUAAACUUUAAGGAUUUAAAACUUUAGGGGUAUUCUAUAAAUAAAUUAUAUAGUUUAAUCGUCUCUCUGUAGGUAUUUAAUCAUUAUAAGAUGAGACUUUACAAAGAUUAAAUAGAAGUCAUUAAAGAAAAGAUAUAGAUGAUGCACUUGGAAUGAUUGAAAAAGUUUAUGGAACAUUUGAUAAUUGUUCUUUUGAUUUUCUUUAUAAUUUACCUACAGAAGUUGGACAAAGUUCACUUGAAGAUUUAAAAUGGUUUGUUGAACAAUUUAAACCAGGACAUAUUUCUGCAUAUUCAUUAAGCAUAGAAGAAGAAUCUUAUUUUUAUAAAAAAUUGAAUUAUAGAGAAGGUAUACAUCCUCUUCCUAAUAUUGAAAUUCAAACAUGCAAUUACACAAAAGUACAUCAAAUUCUAUAAUAAUAUGAUCAUUAUGAAAUAUCUAAUUUUGCAAAAUCAGAAAAGCAUAUAAGUUAACACAAUAGAAAUUAUUGGCAUGGAAAUAGCAAUUUUUAUGGAUUUGGAAUGGGUGCAACUUCUCUUUAAAAUUUAAUUAGGAUAACUAGACCAAAUACAUUGAAAAAAUAUUAUCAGUUUGUAGAAUCUGGAGAAGGUUGUUUAAUUGAGGAUGAAAGUUCUCAAUUUGAAAAAUAAAGAAUAUUAUUAAUGAGUAGAUUAAGAACUAAGUGGGGUAUAGAUAGAGCCUUAUUAUCAUAAUCUUUAUUGGAAGCUAUGAAAAAGUUUGAGGAAUACUUUAUUAUCAGUGAAGAUAAUAUCAAAUUAAAAAUUCCAGAGGGUUAUUUAGUAUGUGAUGAAAUUGUUGGUUACUUAUAAAAUAUCAAAUGA
Paramecium primaurelia is the source of this 1174-nucleotide messenger RNA. Lineage: Eukaryota; Ciliophora; Oligohymenophorea; Peniculida; Parameciidae. The record is from the annotation of a GenBank genome assembly.